AUAAAACACGUUAUCGUGCCUUCCAUUGCUGCUUUCUUUCUCUCGAAAUUUCGGUUAAAUAUUUUGAAGAUCUCUAUGUUUGGAGUUGAAAUUUCUUCAUAGAGAGUCUUCGCGUCUUUCUCUCAGGCAAUUCUAAUUUUCCUUCCAGAGAAAACUCAUUUCUCGAUCUGGGUUAUCCCAGAUCUGACAAAAUUUGGACUUAAUGGGUAAUUUUGGGAUCUGGGUGUUGACAAUUUGCUUGAUAUUUCAAUCUGGAUAUGGGUUUUAUCUGCCUGGUAGUUACCCUCACAAAUAUGUGGUUGGGGACUAUUUAUCUGUCAAAGUGAAUUCCCUUACUUCCAUUGACACCGAAAUGCCCUUUAGCUAUUAUAGUUUACCCUUUUGUAAGCCUACAGAGGGUGUUAAGGAUAGUGCUGAGAAUCUUGGUGAGCUUCUCAUGGGAGAUCGGAUUGAGAACUCACCGUAUAGGUAGAUGUACACUAAUGAGACUGAGAUCUUCUUGUGUCAAUUUAACAAGUUAUCAGCUGAUGAUUUUAAGUUAUUGAAGAAGAGGAUAGAUGAGAUGUAUCAGGUUAACUUGAUUCUCGAUAAUUUGCCUGCUAUAAGGUAUACUAGGAAAGAAGGUUUUGUGUUGAGGUGGACAGGGUAUCCUGUCGGAGUUAAGGUUCAGGAUGUGUAUUAUGUGUUUAAUCAUUUGAAAUUAAAGGUGCUUGUUCAUAAGUAUGAGGAAACAAAUGUGGCACGUGUGAUGGGUACUGGGGAUGCCGCUGAGGUUAUUCCCACUAUUGGCAAUGGGGGAUCGGAUGUGCCUGGAUAUAUGGUUGUUGGGUUUGAGGUGGUUCCUUGCAGUGUCCUGCAUAAUGGUAACUCUGUUAAGAACUUGAACAUGUAUGAAAAAUACCCAUCUCCAAUUAAAUGUGAGUCGACUACCGUGUCGAUGCCUAUCAAGGAAGGUGAGCCAAUUGUCUUCACCUAUGAGGUUGCCUUUGAGGAGAGUGAUAUCAAGUGGCCAUCGCGUUGGGAUGCUUAUCUGAAGAUGGAGGGAUCCAAAGUUCAUUGGUUCUCGAUCUUGAAUUCUCUUAUGGUGAUCACUUUCCUUGCUGGUAUAGUCCUUGUGAUCUUCUUAAGGACUGUUAGGCGGGAUCUGACGCGAUAUGAGGAGCUUGACAAGGAGGCCCAAGCACAGAUGAAUGAGGAGUUAUCUGGGUGGAAGCUUGUUGUUGGGGAUGUUUUCCGUGCCCCAUCUAAUCCUUCUCUUCUGUGUAUUAUGGUUGGGGAUGGAGUUCAGAUCCUUGGGAUGGCAGUUGUGACAAUCUUGUUUGCUGCUCUUGGAUUUAUGUCACCAGCAUCCCGUGGAACUCUUAUUACAGGUAUGCUAUUUUUCUACAUGAUUCUUGGUAUUGUAGCUGGCUAUGUUGCAGUUCGUCUUUGGAGAACAAUUGGCUGCGGUGAUCACAAGGGAUGGGUUUCUGUCGCUUGGAAGGCUGCUUGUUUCUUCCCUGGUAUUGCCUUUUUGAUUCUAACCACUUUGAAUUUCCUGUUAUGGGGAAGUCACAGCACAGGAGCUAUUCCAUUUUCUCUCUUUGUUAUUCUACUUCUACUUUGGUUCUGUAUCUCUGUUCCACUCACCCUAGUUGGUGGAUACUUUGGGGCUAAGGCACCUCAUAUUGAAUACCCUGUUCGAACCAACCAGAUCCCUCGGGAAAUUCCAGCCCAGAAGUACCCAUCCUGGCUGUUAGUUCUUGGUGCUGGAACUCUACCUUUUGGUACUCUUUUCAUUGAGCUUUUCUUCAUUAUGUCUAGCAUCUGGAUGGGGCGAGUUUACUAUGUCUUUGGGUUUCUGUUCAUUGUUCUGGUCCUACUUGUUGUGGUUUGUGCUGAAGUAUCUUUAGUGUUGACCUACAUGCAUCUCUGUGUGGAGGACUGGAAAUGGUGGUGGAAAUCCUUCUUUGCUUCUGGUUCAGUUGCCAUCUACAUCUUCUUGUACUCCAUAAACUAUCUCAUAUUUGAUCUUAAGAGUUUGAGUGGACCUGUCUCCGCUACUCUAUACUUGGGGUAUUCUCUCUUCAUGGUUCUUGCAAUCAUGUUUGCAACAGGCACAAUUGGAUUCCUUUCUUCUUUCUGGUUCGUGCAUUAUUUAUUCUCUUCAGUAAAGCUAGAUUGAAGAAGCUUUCCCAAACACAAGAAUUGGCACAUUUGAAGAGGUAAAUGGUACAUUGAAGAGGCUCAGGAGAAAAGAAUUCAUCCUUUACAUUAGUCAAUCCUCCUUUACAUAUUACUUUGAGCGUUUACUUUGUUAGGGGACUUUGGUAAAUGUAAUAACAAUAAUUUCGCCCAGUUUUGCUUAAUUCUUUAUUAGAUCUCUAUGAUGCUUGAUAAUGCAAUACAAGUCUGUAUUUGCAUUUUGAUAUAUUGGGGGCCUAUCUAGGUUGUCAUGGUAACUUUAUCUGUGGUACUUAUACUAUUUACUUCUAUGUCCAAACUUUUAUCAGUCGGAAUGCAAUGAGCACGGUUCAUUA
Messenger RNA from Theobroma umbraticum, 2519 nucleotides. Its product is annotated as Endomembrane protein 70 protein family. Gene Ontology annotation, biological process: protein localization to membrane. Lineage: Eukaryota; Viridiplantae; Streptophyta; Magnoliopsida; Malvales; Malvaceae. Gene Ontology annotation, cellular component: membrane. The record is from RefSeq and is a predicted model, not a curated record.